Molecule: messenger RNA, 1074 nt
Organism: Sesamum indicum (sesame)
Lineage: Eukaryota; Viridiplantae; Streptophyta; Magnoliopsida; Lamiales; Pedaliaceae
Molecular function (GO): protein dimerization activity
Source: RefSeq, a predicted model, not a curated record
AUGAAUUGCUUUAAGUUGUGUGUCAGAAAGAAAAAACCACUAGUCAAGGUGCUUCGAUUGGUAGAUGGUGAAAGAAAACCACCAAUGGGUUAUAUUUAUGAAGCCAUGGACCGAGCCAAGAAAGCUAUUGCUGCUUCAUUUUCCAACAAUGAAGAGAAGUAUAAAGAUGUAUUUGCAUUCAUUGAUGCUAGGUGGAAUGUUCAACUUCAUAGGCCUUUGCAUGCAGCUGGUUACUACUUGAACCCAGAGUUCUUUUAUGCACAUCCUAAUAUAGAACAAGAUACAGAGGUUAUGCAAGGUUUAUAUAGUUCCAUUUGGAGACUGAUUCCAAGUACUGAAUUGCAAGAUAAGACUAUUAGUGAAUUUGCAACGUACAAAAACGCAGAAGGACUUUUUGGGACGCCUCUUGCAAUAAGGCAUAGGACUACAAAAGCACCAGCUGAAUGGUGGACUAAUUAUGGCGGAUAAGCUCCGAAUUUGCAAAAUUUUGCAAUCAAAAUUUUGAGCCUAACCUGUAGUUCAUCGGGUUGUGAGCGAAACUGGAGUGUUUUUGAACAUCUUCAUUCUAAGAAAAGAAAUAAAUUGGAGCAAAAACGCCUCAAUGAUCUAAUUUUCAUCAAGUAUAAUAGAGCUUUGAAGAGGCGAUAUGAUGCACGUGAUACAAUAGAUCCUAUUAUUUUGGAUGAAAUUGAUGAGAGUAAUGAGUGGUUGUUAGGGAGAUUGACUCUUGAUAGUGAUGAAGAGAAUGCUACAGUAUUUGAAGAUAAUGAUUUGACUUGGGGUGAUGUUGCACGAGCUGCUGGGGUUGAUGAAGAAGCUUAUAGUUUGCGAUCUCAAUCUACAAUAGAACCAAGGGGUAAAUCAAAAGCGUCUUCUUCAAAAGCUAGCAAAAAAGCCUCUGCAUCUAAAUCUAGUGGACGCCGUCUAAAUCUAAUUGAUGAAGAAGAAGAGGACGAAGAAGAAAACUUCAAUGAUUCUGAAGAAGAGGCUGAGUAUAUAUCUACUGACGAAAAUGGAGAUGAUGGAAAUGAAAGUGAAGAACCUGGAGAUUAUCUAGUAGAAUCAGAUGAUUAG